Messenger RNA from Aricia agestis (brown argus), 1111 nucleotides. RefSeq names its product toll-interacting protein-like. The transcript is spliced from 8 exons. Gene Ontology annotation, cellular component: cytoplasm. Gene Ontology annotation, molecular function: ubiquitin binding; ubiquitin conjugating enzyme binding. Gene Ontology annotation, biological process: ubiquitin-dependent protein catabolic process. The coding region runs from base 134 to 970 and encodes 278 amino acids. Lineage: Eukaryota; Metazoa; Arthropoda; Insecta; Lepidoptera; Lycaenidae. The record is from RefSeq and is a predicted model, not a curated record.
AAUCAUAUUUUCAUUUUAAAAUCGUUGAACUUGCGAAGUCUGCGUUAAAACUGUGUUAUAAAUAAUAAUUUUCCUUCUACACAAGCCGAGGACAAUUUCUAUAAACGACAUAUUUUGCUAAUAUAGUGAAAUCAUGACAUCCACAGCAAACGAAACUGCUGAAGAACGUCGUCGCAGGGUGCUCGUUGGGCCCUUGCCUUCAGGAUUUUUAAGAGCUGAUGGUGUGGCAACUACAGUGGAUGCUGACUACCAAGCGGCUCUGGCACUUCAGCAGCAGCUAUGUGGACCUGCAAUGGCUACUGGUGGUCCUCCUCUCACAGCAAGACUCAGUGUUACCAUUGCUCAAGCCAAGCUUGUUAAAAACUAUGGACUGACCCGCAUGGACCCGUACGUGCGCCUGCGCGUCGGCCACUGCAUAUACGAGACACAAACUGACGCCAGCGGUGGGAAAACGCCCAGGUGGAACAAGGUUAUACACUGUCUGCUGCCGCCGGGUGUAAACUCUGUGUACCUCGAGAUAUUCGACGAGUGCUCCUUCACCAUGGACGAGCUUAUCGCCUGGACACACAUCACAAUACCCUCCGCUGUCAUGAAGGGCGAGACCCACGAGGACUGGUACCCGUUGAACGGCAAGCAGGGUGACGGCAUGGAGGGCAUGAUCAACCUGGUCUUCAGCUACUCGGUCGGUCCAGCGGCAGUAGCGGCGUUCCCUCCCAUGCUGGUGGUGCCGAGCACGGGGAUGGGGUACGCGGCCAUGCCGGUGUACCCCGCGCCGGCGCAGCACUACCCGCCGCAGCAGCAGCAACCGCAACAGCAACAACCGCAGCCGCAGCCGCUGACGGAGGAGGAGAUGAAACAGAUCUGCGAAAUGUUCCCAAGCAUCGACCGCGAGGUUAUCAAGUCCGUGGUUGAUGCCAACCGCGGCAACCGCGACGCCAUCGUCAACUCGCUGCUGCAGAUGUCAGAGUAAUAUCUGUCUCUUUCCAACCAGGCUCUUAGAGCGAUAUCGACCUCUUUCUUACACCAAUUUACCAAUAACUGCUGCAGAUUUUCGAGUAAUAUCUCAAUCUCUUUCCAACCAGACUGUUGAAACGAUAUCGACCUCUCUUUC